This is a messenger RNA of Drosophila mauritiana, 1560 nucleotides long. Its product is annotated as piezo-type mechanosensitive ion channel component. NCBI's taxonomy places the organism in Eukaryota, Metazoa, Arthropoda, Insecta, Diptera, Drosophilidae. Gene Ontology annotation, molecular function: monoatomic cation channel activity; mechanosensitive monoatomic ion channel activity. The record is from RefSeq and is a predicted model, not a curated record. Gene Ontology annotation, cellular component: plasma membrane. Bases 379 to 1560 code for a protein of 393 amino acids. Gene Ontology annotation, biological process: cellular response to mechanical stimulus; detection of mechanical stimulus; regulation of membrane potential. The transcript is spliced from 6 exons.
UUCAACGACUUACUUCAGAAAAUACGUUAUUUUUGGUUAUUUUUGCAAAUUAAAAUGUCCCUUAAAUGUUCGUUUAAAGAACAUUUUUUAUUAAUCUAAUUUGAUUUUCCGGCUUGUUAGAACUACUAGAGAACAAAUUUAAAACCUAACUCUAGGGCCAGCUGAAUCGAACCAUGUAACCGCUGCUGCCGGCUGGAGUGCCGGCGAAUGCUGAGUCGGAGUCUCCAAUGGAAGAUCAGGCUGCUUGCGGAUGGGAGUUUGGAGUUUUAAUCAGGAUUACUUGUCGAGUCGAUAUGGGUAUGCCUCUCUGUUCAUUCGUAUGAUCAUACCCAAUGACGUCUCAGAAAUUAUAAAAGCUUGCUGUUGAGCAUACAUCAUAUGGAAGUAUCCUUGGUGCGACCAGUUGGCCUAUCUUAUUUAUAUCUACUUACGUUUUUUCUAUCACCGUGGCUGCUGCAAUCUAAUAGUUUAAAACAACGAACCUUUUUAAAUGUGUUUAUUAUAUUUCUUUGUGUUUUAAGUACUUUCGGCAUCGUCGGUCACAUUAUAUUUAAUUUGAUAAAUUUAUUUUUUGUUGAUCUUAGCUCUAAAAAUUCAUUUUCAUUCAUAUUACGUCAAUUUGGAUUUCUGUAUUUUAAAGGCUUAAGUUUUGUUUCUAUUGCCCACUGGAUACUUCCUGAUAUUAUUGUUCUUCUGAAUACUGUUGCUUUUUUUAUUUUCUCCGAAAUUAAAUAUAAAAGGGAAAAGAAUUCUAUCCAAAAUGGCGACGAUGUAUUUUACAAAAAGAGCAAGGAAUUAAAAGGUGCUUUAAAGGUUGCUGAGAUUAAUAGGGUUUUAAUCAUUGUCUAUAUUCGAUCUGUACUAAAGACAUCUCUAAUUUUUUCUCUUAUUGUGCUUUACUUUGCUGCAACUUUGAGACCUUCAUUGCCAGGAAGCCUAUACUUCUGUAUGUUUAUAAUAGCUGGCAGCUAUUGGGCGCUUUUUCGACAACGAAAAAUGUACUAUUCUGUUAUAUUUAUGAUUGUGGUGCUUUUAGUACAUAUAACAUGCAUAUUUGCUUAUCAAUUGCCAGUUUUGCAAAAUACAAUUAAUGGUGACAAAUUAUGGACCAGGCUAAUGGGAAUGGAAGUUUUAAUUCGCCUUUAUAAAGAUAAUAGAAAUGGAAAAAUUUUGGAGUUAAACGCUCAAUUAAAUUUGGACUCAUAUCUUAGCCCAAUUGCUUUAAUGUUGGCUUACUUUGCUACAACGCUUAGCCUUAUAAACCGUUCACAAUACGAGAUAUCAUUCAAUACGAUACGAAUGAAUUUGGGACACAAAUCGAAUAGCAUAUAUGCUAAUAUACAACCUUCUAAUGAGGAAAAUGAAGAGAUAUCAAUUUUCACGGAACCUUCAAUGCUGGAACAAUUAUUUUAUAUAGUAUGUGAACUUUCAUCAUUUGUUUACAAAAAUAGCUACAUAUUACUUAAUAUCAUAAUGAUGGUAUGUAAUCUAUUUAAUUUUAUUUAUUCGUUACUUAAACACCAGGUUAUUUUACGUUUCCAAUGCUUGUCACAUACUUAG